GGAACGAUAUCCAGGCUUGGAUCCCGCUGGUUGGCCUUGACCCACGCGCCGAUUUGUCGCAUACCGACACCAUAGUUGAGCUGGAUUCUCUUCCGACGAGCAUGACCUAGGUCCAGGACCCUUUAUCUCGUCAGACACUGGACUCGGCGCCGCUCCGUCCCAGCAGAUCCAGAAUUGGUCGCUGGAAAUGCCAUUAUGACCCGUCCUCGCGUCGAUCCCGAAAAGCGACAAAGGACGGCGUGUGCUUGCGAUAGCUGUAAGCGCCGGAAACAAAAGUGCAACGGGUUGAAGCCGUGCAACACAUGUACCAAACGGCAGCUUCAGUGCGAGUACACACCGGCGAUUCUGGAGGCUAGUCAGAGUCCUGUUUUUUCUCCAACGAAACGCCGCCAUGUCGACGGCUCACCAAGAGCAAUCAAGUCGAGUCCAGAGGAGUCGAACGCGCAGCUCCACCACGGCCCAGCACGCAACCCGCCGUUGCCGCCGUGGGACUCUGUCGAGGUGUCGCCCGCCAGUCUGGUGAAACCGGAGCUGACUCCCAGUAUCCCUAGACCACGCGCUGUCUCAACGCGGCACUUUGUCGAUGCUAAAGAACGCGACUCCGAUUCAAGAUCCAGGAUGAGCAAUACAAGUGGAGCAGCAGACGAGGCUGAAGUCUAUCCCUCACAAAGGAUGCUUCAGGACUCGACCGGAAGACUACUCUACUUGGGUGAUUCGGCGACGUUGUCAUACCUACAACUUAUCCGCAUGAUCGUCGAGGAGAUCUCUGGGGAAUCUGAUUUUACUCGGGAUCCGCGGCGGCACAUGAUAAUGGAGGCGCAGGUGUCUAUACCGCCGACGGUUCGGCCCACUGGCGUGCUUCCAGACCGACGAACAGCAAACAUCCUAGUGGAGUCAUUUUUCACAAAUACUAUCGGCUUCGUCGAAGUGUUCGACAAGGAUAUGUUCUUGGCUUCCACGAUGGAGUGUUACAACGAUCCACUCAGUGUCAAUCCUUCAGUAUUGUGUCUGCUCUAUCUGGUGUUUUCGAUUGGUCUGGUGAUAGCUAAACCGCCAUCUGGCACUGAAGCAGAGGCCAUUAUCAAAAGACUCCGCUCAGAAGACGUGAACCGUGCCGAACUGUUCUACAGGAAUGCCAAGAGCCUCGCCGACCCAGUGUCGGGCUUCGAAGACGCGGAUUUCUGGUCGAUUCAGGCACUUGUUCUGAUGUCACUGUAUAUGCUGUCCGUCUCGAAGAGGAAUGCAUCGUACGCAUACUGUGGCAUGGCCGUGAGGUCCGCUUUUGCUCUCGGGCUCCACAGGGAAGAAAGCAUGGUCCUUUUCAGCGGCAUCGAGCGCAAAGUUCGAAGAAAUCUUUGGAGGAGUUUGUUCGUCCUCGAUCGAUUCCUUGCGGCGUCUCUCGGCAGACCAACUGCCAUUUCCGAAGACGAUUGUUCGGAACAUGCCUUAGAAGCACCUGUGGAGUUUUCUGGUCCAGCCGGAUUAUCCAACAACACGGAGAGAGUCAAUUCAGCAGCGCUUAAUGCUACUGUGAGGACUUGCCACGUCGUUGGCAUUACGCUCAAACGGGUAUACUCGAAGCGCAAAAUAUCUACUACAGUUGCGCAGGAGAUUGCCAAUCAGCUUGAGGACUGGAACGACAAGCUCGACCAGAUUCUUCACUGGAAACAGGCCAUGUCUGGUCCGGUGGACCCAAGCCUUGGUAUUGCCAACUUGCAUGUUAACCUACUCCAUUGUCAUGCCAUCAUCCUUCUCACGAGACCGUUUUUCUUGUACAUUCUCAGCAAAGGCCAUGAGAGGUCGGGUGGCAGUCAGAAAUCUUACCGCAUAAGCCAGCGGAUGGAGAAAUUUGCACAAACCUGUGUCGAGGCUUCGCAGCAUACCCUAAUUCUUGCUCAAAAUGCGCUGGACGCGGAAUAUCUUCCGCACUGCAAUCCCUUCGUGAUACACUUUGUUUUCGCAUCAGGGUUGAUUGUGUUGAGCAACGAGUUUGCGUCGUUGUAUCAUAAUCCCGAAGGGGACCGGGCCAUCCAGAGUUGUAUCUCAAUUCUGAGAUACUGCGCCGAAUACGACCCCCAGGCGGAACGGGUCUCGUACAUUGUUGAAAGUUUUCACAAAGCCAACAAAACCCGCCCAGCAACGGCGCGACAAUUGUCCCUUCCGGGCCGGCGGAUACCCACCAUCAAGACACUGGUCCGCAACGCCGACUACGAUCCGAUGGCCCACUUCUUCCAGUCGGACAAAGCCGGUUCCCGCGGACCACUACCUCCGCUCGCACCGGGUCCGAAAAACGGCCGGGUCAUGUUAUCCGCGGGCUUGCCAGCAACACUGCCGCCCAUGGUUCCCUCGGUCAUUCAGCAACCAAGCCCUGAUGGCAGUAAUACGUCGCCCGUUAACAGCAGCGGCGUAGUCUCAUCUGGUCUCCACGGCAUGGACCAUCUGAACGGACCUGAGGCAGAAUUCGACUUCGACAGCUUGUGGCCCAACUGGCAAGCCCCUACAGGAGGCAUGGCACUGCCUCAUCCACACCCUGAGGGCCACCAAGUAGCCGAAGGUUUUGGUACGUACGGGCUUGGCCCGGUGCAGGUGCCCGUGGGCCACCUCAACGUCCCGCUGUAUCCGACUUCUGAUUUCCGAUGACAUUUUCGUAUGUAAUAUGGACUACACAUCAAGUGCGCAUUGAUUUGAUCGGCGAUUGGGGAGCCUCAUAGUGCUUGCAACUCAUAACGGCGCAACAGCGUUGGCUAGUUUAGGUAGGGGAUUCACUGCUUAGCGCACAGUAACACUCGGGAGUAUAAGAGAAAGCAGGGCAGGCCUCACUUCGUGUAGUAGUAAGCAGGGAACCUCUGCCUAGAGCUAGUAUUUUGAGGGUAAAGAGAGGGAGCUUAGACGAGCUAGACAGGAAAAUGCGGGGCUCGUAA
Molecule: messenger RNA, 2921 nt
Organism: Pseudomassariella vexata
Lineage: Eukaryota; Fungi; Ascomycota; Sordariomycetes; Amphisphaeriales; Pseudomassariaceae
Product: fungal-specific transcription factor domain-containing protein
Exons: 7
Coding region: 196-2640 (814 amino acids)
Biological process (GO): positive regulation of transcription from RNA polymerase II promoter by galactose; DNA-templated transcription
Cellular component (GO): nucleus
Molecular function (GO): RNA polymerase II cis-regulatory region sequence-specific DNA binding; zinc ion binding; DNA-binding transcription factor activity, RNA polymerase II-specific
Source: RefSeq, a predicted model, not a curated record